Protopolystoma xenopodis is the source of this 342-nucleotide messenger RNA. Lineage: Eukaryota; Metazoa; Platyhelminthes; Monogenea; Polystomatidea; Polystomatidae. The record is from the annotation of a GenBank genome assembly.
UUCCGUGAUGCCCAACCGCCUUCCUCUCUGAGGCAGCAAUCCGAUAUACCCAUCGCUGAGUUGGAAAAUGUUGAAGAUGACCUUGCUACAGCCAACAGCUGUGAAGCACAUUCUUUUCUUCAUCGUCCGUUUAAUAGUCGCCGCCCAAAGGACAUCUUAGACAAUCUCAACACCGGCGAUACUGACAGAGACACUUCCCCUCAGUCAGAUGGCCUUCCCAAGGCAACUCCUCUCCUUUCAGCAGCGAAAGAUAUUUUCGUACAGCGAGUGAGUGGAUCUAAGUUUAACGGAUUUUCCCAACUGUCGUCCUUAGAUCCUGAGGAGAUGCGGUCCUCAUUUUGA